This is a messenger RNA of Saimiri boliviensis boliviensis (Bolivian squirrel monkey), 908 nucleotides long. The record is from RefSeq and is a predicted model, not a curated record. Lineage: Eukaryota; Metazoa; Chordata; Mammalia; Primates; Cebidae.
GCGGGGAGGGAGCGGUGGCUGCGCGGCGGGCGCCGAGCAGAGCGCAAAGCAGAGGCGCCGUCGCUGUCCCGGAGCAAGCUAUGCCGCGCUUGUCGCUGCUCUUGCCGCUGCUGUUUCUGCCGCCGCUGACCUGGAGCCUCGGGCUCCGCGACGUGGGCGGCCGGCGCCCCGAGUGUGGUCCGUGCCGGCCCGAACGCUGCCCAGCGCCAGCCCACUGCCCGGCGCCCGGGAUCUCGGCGCGCGACGAGUGCGGCUGCUGCGUGCGCUGCCUGGGAGCCGAGGGCGCGAGCUGCGGGGGCCGCGCCGGUGCGCGCUGUGGCCCCGGCCUGGUGUGCGUGAGCCGGGCCGCGGGGGCGGCGCCCGAGGGCACCGGGCUCUGCGUGUGCGCGCAGCGCGGCGCUGUCUGCGGCUCCGACGGCCGCUCGUACCCCAGCGUCUGCGCGCUGCGCUUGCGCGCCCGGCACGCUCCCCGCACGCACUUCGGUCACCUGCACAAGGCGCGCGAUGGCCCUUGCGAGUUCGCUCCUGUGGUCAUUGUUCCUCCCCGGAGUGUUCACAACAUCACCGGGGCGCAGGUGGGCCUGUCCUGUGAAGUGAGGGCUGUGCCUACCCCAGUCAUCACAUGGAGAAAGGUCACGCAGUCCCCUGAGGGCACCCAAGCGCUGGAGGAGCUGCCUGGGGACCACGUCAAUGUAGCUGUCCAGGUGCGAGGUGGCCCUUCCGACCAUGAGACCACAGCCUGGAUUUUGAUCAACCCCUUGAGAAAGGAGGAUGAGGGAGUGUACCAGUGCCAUGCAGCCAACGUAGUGGGAGAGGCUGAGUCCCACAGCACGGUGACGGUUCUAGAUCUGAGUACAUAUAGGAGCUUCCGCUUCCCGGCUCCCGAUGACCGCAUGUGAUGGAGAAAC